This is a messenger RNA of Bursaphelenchus xylophilus (pine wood nematode), 627 nucleotides long. Lineage: Eukaryota; Metazoa; Nematoda; Chromadorea; Rhabditida; Aphelenchoididae. The record is from the annotation of a GenBank genome assembly.
AUGAGCGCGAAAAUAGUGCCGUCAUUGCCUUCAAUAAAAGCGGCUAUUGGCCAUAUCCCUCAGCGAUUGAAAACUGCUCAGUUCGAAGCCCCAAGGGGACGAUUGGAGAUCUUACGAAGGAUGAUCACCCAACUUGUUCGAGAAGAAAGGGUGGAAUUUAAACACAACAGAGCCGUAGAGGCACGUCCUUACGCAGAAAGGGUAAGGUGGAAUAAUCGAUGAUUUUAUAAAUUAUUUUCUCUUUCUUACUUACCAUUAUUUUAUUUUAUUAGUUGAUCCAACUCUCUGUUCAUCGAGGCGCAGAUGAUGAAUACACAAACAAGAUGCUGGAUUGGUGGUUAAUGGAACCGAAAUUAAAAAAUAAGAUGUUUGAUGAUAUUGUUCCAAGGUUAAGAAGUACUGAGGAACCUUAUACUUACAUAAUUGCACUUCCCAAACGGCGAGUUAUGAUGUACAAGGACAAGCGAAUUGAGAGACCUCAGAUUUUGAGGAUGGCAGUGUUGGAGAUAAAUGGUGGGUGGCCUUUGUUUUUAUAAUUAACUAUUUUAAAUCUUAGGUCACCCUUUCCCAUCCUUGAAACAGCUAGAGGAAUCUCGGUUGGAACUUUUGAAAGAGAAGUGUUUAUAG